CAGCUGACCCCUCCCCGGCCCGCCGCCAAGCGGGAACUAGCCCACCGACGCCACCAUGGACUGGAGCACACUGCACACCUUCAUUGGAGGUGUCAACAAGUACUCCACCAGCAUCGGGAAGAUCUGGAUCACUGUCAUCUUCAUCUUCCGCGUGAUGAUCUUGGUCGUGGCAGCUGAGGAAGUGUGGGGGGAUGAGCAAGAGGACUUUGUCUGUAACACGCAGCAGCCAGGGUGUGAGAACGUGUGCUACGACCACUUCUUCCCUGUGUCACAUAUCCGUCUGUGGGCUCUGCAGCUCAUCUUCGUCUCCACCCCGGCCCUGUUGGUGGCCAUGCAUGUGGCCUACAGCCGGCAUGAGAAGGCCAGGAAGUUCAGGAGGGGAGAGAAGAAGGGCGAGUUCAAAGAUAUCGAGGACAUCAAGAGGCAGAAGGUCCGGAUCGAGGGAGCCUUGUGGUGGACCUACACCAGCAGCAUUUUCUUCAGAAUCAUCUUCGAGGCGUCCUUCAUGUAUGUGUUCUACUUCCUGUACAAUGGCUACAACCUACCGAGGGUGUUGAAGUGCAGCGCCAAUCCCUGCCCCAACGUUGUGGACUGCUUCAUCUCGCGGCCCACCGAGAAGACCGUCUUCACCAUCUUCAUGAUCUCGGCCUCGGUGAUCUGCAUGCUGCUGAAUGUGGCGGAACUCUGUUACCUGCUGAUGAAGGUCUGCUUCAGGCAGUCCAAGCGGGCUCAGAACCAGGGGAGCCACCCAGGCCCGCCCACAAAGGAGGCCAAGCAAAACGAGCUGAACGAGCUGAUUGCGGAGGGCGCGUCGAACGCCAUUCCAGGCUUCCCGAGUUAGAGGGGAGCUUUAUUCCUCCGCCCAUCUGGGGCCCUUUCUCCCCUUCCCCUGGCUCUGUGCUCCCCAUGACCUGAACGGGUUAGAAUGGUGCAGGGCCUCAUUUCCAGGAGGAGUUUCUGGCUUUAAAAGUCGCAAACAAAACUCGUAAUACCAUAGGCGAGUCUCUGUAGCCAGCUUAGCCCGGCUCCCGGGGGGGGAGGGGGGUGGUGGGAGAUCCGUGAGCCUGCAGCUCCGGGACAGAGGCCUUGCAGAACGAGAAACUGACCAUCUGGUGCCUUCAAAGGGAUGGGGUCCCUCCCGGUCCGGUGGGGGUGGUCGUGGAUCUCUGGCUCGGACUAGCGACAUCCACAACGAGAGCUGUUUUUAUCGAACUGAUUAUUUUUGAGUACAAACUUGGGUAAAAAGUGGGGUUUUUUAGUACUUGGUCUUCCAUGUGAAGAGUUCUGUAGUGCAAAGCUGAAUCAUUAAAAAGAGCUUCUGUAGUCUUGCCUAAAAAAUAAAAUGGUACUGCAAGUAUCCCAACUUUCAAGUCAGAAAGCCUGUCUGGUGAAUAUUUUAACCUUGAGGGCAGCGUGGCAACUGAAUGUAAAGACCAACACUGACCCCAUAAAAUGUCACAUGCUA
Molecule: messenger RNA, 1465 nt
Organism: Ornithorhynchus anatinus (platypus)
Lineage: Eukaryota; Metazoa; Chordata; Mammalia; Monotremata; Ornithorhynchidae
Gene: GJB6
Product: gap junction protein beta 6
Exons: 2
Coding region: 56-841 (261 amino acids)
Biological process (GO): cell communication
Cellular component (GO): connexin complex
Source: RefSeq, a predicted model, not a curated record